This is a messenger RNA of Vespa velutina, 1643 nucleotides long. Its product is annotated as UDP-glycosyltransferase UGT5-like. The coding region runs from base 57 to 1643 and encodes 528 amino acids. NCBI's taxonomy places the organism in Eukaryota, Metazoa, Arthropoda, Insecta, Hymenoptera, Vespidae. The record is from RefSeq and is a predicted model, not a curated record. The transcript has 5 exons. Gene Ontology annotation, molecular function: UDP-glycosyltransferase activity.
CGAAAAUACUUUAUUAAGUACACUGAAACUGAACGAAGAAGAAGUUAGUUGUGAAAAUGAAGUUAAUCAUUGGUUUGGCGUUAUUCUUCAAUGUUUUAACAACACAACACAAACUGGUAAAUAGUAAAAGAUUAUUUAUCAUUGUGCCUGUAUCCUAUUAUAGUCAUCAAACCGUAUAUCAAUCAUUAUGGAGGAAGCUGCACGAACGUGGGCAUGAACUCGUGAUGUUAACUUUAAAUUCGAUUAAAGAUCCAAACUUGGCGAAUUAUACAGAAAUCAAUUAUAAUAUUACCCAUGAAAAUUUAAAGAAUAUCUUCAAUGAAAAACUAAACAGAAGAUUUACAGAAAUAGAAGCUAAUAUACUUUUAGAUACUUGUCGUCAUUAUAUUAUUGAAGAACUAUUAAAGAUUCCAGAUAUUCAAAAAUUAUUUCUGUCUGAGAGCAAUGAGAAAUUCGAUGCAGUUAUUGUGGAGACUUUAUCAUCUCCGAUUUUCUAUUUACUAGCUCAGAAAUUCAAUGCUCCUUUAAUAGGUAUCAUGUCGCUACAGUUACGUAAUUUUGAACGAUAUUUGUUGGGAAGUCCAAUAUUGUCAUCGCAUCUUUCGAAUUGGGAAAUAGAAGAUAUCUCAACUAAUCCAACUUUCUGGCAAAGAUUGAAUAAUUUCAUAAACACCUAUUAUUACAUAUAUUACUGGCUUUAUAUCUUCAUUCCUAUUCAACAAAUGCUAGCUAACAAGUAUUUAGGAGAUAAUGUACCCAGUAUCAUCGAAGCUGCACAAAAUAUGAGCCUUGUUGUCGCCAAUUCUCACAUGAUAUAUUUAUAUUCCCGACCAGAAAUACCCAACGUUGUUUAUUAUAAUAACGUUCAUAUUUCCAAGAUACCACCAACUUUGCCCACAGAUUUACGUAUAUUUCUUGACAAUGCUACAAACGGAUUUAUAUAUAUGAGCCUUGGUUCAACAGUAAAAUAUGAUUAUUUGAUGGAAAAUACAAAAACACUAUUUUGGAAUGUACUCUCUAAGUUACCUUGGCCGGUAGUAUGGUCGCGAAGUGAUGCAGAUAGUAUUAAAAAUUUCUCAUAUCACUUCGAUAAAAUAUUCAUUUCAAAGUGGGUUCCUCAGCAAGGCAUUUUGGCUCACCCCAAUAUUAAAUUAUUUAUAUAUCAAGGUGGCCUUCAAAGUACCGAAGAAGCUAUAUAUUAUGGUGUGCCACUUAUAGGAAUACCAAUAAUAUUUGAUCAAGAGUAUAACGUAAAAAGAAUGGCGACUUUGGGUGUCGCUAGACAUCUUCAUCUGAUCAAUAUUACCGAAAAAGUAUUUAACGAUUCAAUUUAUGAUAUAUUUAAUAACAGAGAAAGAUAUAGAGAAAAAAUGUUAGAGCUUCAGAACAUCGUCAAUGACGUUCCUUACGAUACAUUGGAAAAUGCUGUGUGGUGGAUCGAAUAUGUUAUACGUAAUAAAGGAGUCCCGUAUUUACAAUUUGACGAGAAAUAUAAACCAUACUAUCAACGAUACGAUAUAGAUAUUAUCGUACUCUUAUCAAUAUUCAUCAUUUUUCUAAUCCUUUUUCUGCUAUAUAUUGUAUUAACAAUCUCGUCAUAUAUAAUAAUACGUUAUCGAUUCACAAAAGAGAAACUUUCUUAA